GUGGUCCCCUGGCCGGCCGGGCUUGGUAGGGCAAUUCCAGAAAAGGUUUGCAGGGCAGGUCUAGGAGAACAAAGGGCGGGGGGAGGACCCGGCAUAUUUGUGGACUUGUUUGUGACUCAAUCCCUCUUGCACGGCGUUUCAAAGGCAGAACUGCAAGCCUUGCCAGGAAGAGAAAGAACUUGGGGGCGGGGAGGCUCGGGUGCAUUUCUGUCCCGUCGCGCUCGCUCUGCGCUGCCCCCAGCUCCAUGCAGUACUGUUUCAUUAGAGCCCUGGACCCCGGCUCACCAGCAACUUCCCCCCCAGCCGGCAAGAUUUACAACCCCUCCUCCCCCGGCUCUUCGCCUCGCAAUGUCAGGCAGGAGCGCCGCAGCAUAAAAUGGAUCCCGGCCGGCGUGGCGGCGGCAGCCAGGCGGCUGGCUCCCCGGCGGGGCCGCUGUUGGUGAGUCUCCGCGCUGCGCCCCGGCGCACACGCGCUCCCUGACCACGGACGGCAGCCGGGCCACGCCGCGCCCCUCUCUGCCCUCGCGCAACUGUCAGGCAAAACGAGCCGGCGGAUAUUGGCUCCUGGACGCGCCGAGGCUCCUCCCCAUCUGGAUCUUUAUAUUUUGGGAGAAUUUCUUUGAACUCAGUUACCAAGCUCCGCGAAGGAGACAAGUUCCCAUAGCCUGCUCGCCCGCGAAGACGAGACGGGGGCUCGCCCAUCUCCUGUGCAGCUGCUGUGUGCCCCGAUUGUGCUCUUCUUUUUCGUCGUGGAGGAAAAGGACUCACUAGGCUAAGGAAAUGCCAGUUAUCUGGAUGUGACCGUGAAAAGACAACGUGUGAGACCGGAGGAGGCAGAAGAGGAGGAAGAGCAUUAUUUGAAGAGAAGAAUAAACCAGGCACUCCAACCCUUCUGCAAAUUAGUGUUGUUACUUCUUGGGUCCAUCUGCUUUUAUCCCUCCCCGCCCCCAAGAAAUCUUGACUCGAGGGCCAAGAGACAGACCGCGACGACUGGGCACCCUUCUGGGUUGGAGGACCUUUUGGAUGUAGCGUUGGUGGAACAUUUAGACCCUCGCUUCUGGAAAAGCCACCAUGAAUUCGGUAGCUGGGAAUAAAGAGAGGCUUGCAGUCUCCACCAGGGGCAAGAAAUACGGGGUGAAUGAAGUCGGCUCGCCCACCAAGCCCGCGGCGCCCUUUUCCCCCGAGAGCUGGUACCGGAAAGCCUACGAGGAGUCGCGCGCCGGGAGCCGGCCCACCCCCGAGGGCGCGGGCUCGGCGCUCGGCUCGUCCGGGACCCCGUCCCCCGGCUCGGGCACCUCGUCCCCGAGCUCCUUCACGGGCUCCCCGGGCCCCGCCUCCCCGGGCAUUGGCACCAGCUCUCCCGGCUCCCUGGGCGGCUCGCCGGGUUUCGGCACCGGCUCCCCGGGCUCGGGCAGCGGCGGCGGCUCCUCCCCCGGCUCGGACCGCGGCGUCUGGUGCGAGAAUUGCAACGCCCGCCUGGUGGAGCUGAAGAGGCAGGCUCUGAAGCUGCUCCUCCCCGGGCCCUUCCCGGGCAAGGACCCUGCUUUCUCAGCUGUGAUUCACGACAAGCUCCAGGUCCCCAACACCAUCCGGAAGGCUUGGAAUGACAGAGACAACCGCUGUGACAUCUGUGCCACACACCUGAACCAGCUGAAGCAGGAGGCCAUCCAGAUGGUGCUGACUCUGGAGCAGGCGGCUGGCAGCGAGCGCUUCGACGGCUCCCCUGGCUCGCCCCCACCGCUCUCCAGCCUCCCUGCUCUGGUGGGGUCCCGGCACGUGGGGGCGCUCCAGCAGCCCAGGGAUUGGGCUUUUGUGCCCGCCUCCUAUGCCUCCUCCAACUACACAGCCUUCGUCACCAAUAAGCACGGUGGCAAACCCAACAGCCUCGGGGUCAGCAAUGGCGCGGAGAAGAAGGGUGGCUCCCCCACCCACCAGGCCAAGGUCAGUCUCCAGAUGGCCACCAGCCCCAGCAACGGGAACAUCCUCAACUCGGUGGCCAUCCAGGCCCACCAGUACCUGGACGGCACCUGGUCCCUGUCGAGAACCAACGGGGUCACCCUGUACCCCUACCAGAUCUCCCAGCUGAUGACAGAGCCUGGCCGGGAGGGCCUGACAGAGGCGGUGCUGAAUCGCUACAAUGCGGACAAGCCUUCAGCCUGCGGUGUCCCCGCCUCGCAGGGCUCCGGCGUGGCCAGCGAGACCUCCGCGGGCACCUCCGUGGCCGCGUCCUUCUUUGCAAGAGCUGCCCAGAAGUUAAAUCUAUCCUCGAAAAAGAAGAAACACCGACCUUCCACUGCUUCUGUCACCGAGCCACCGCUCUUCGCCACCAGCUUCAGCGGGAUUCUGCAGACGUCCCCUCCCCCGGCCCCACCCUGCCUGUUGAGGGCUGUCAACAAGGUGAAGGACACCCCAGGCCUGGGCAAGGUGAAAGUCAUGCUUCGCAUCUGUUCCCCGCUGGCUCGAGAUACUUCAGAAUCCAGCUCUUUCUUGAAGGUGGACCCACGGAAGAAGCAAAUCACCUUGUACGACCCCCUGACAUGUGGGGGGCUUAAUGCCUUCCCAAAGCGAGGGAACCAAGUUCCUCCUAAGAUGUUUGCCUUUGAUGCGGUUUUUCCCCAAGAUGCUUCUCAGGCUGAAGUGUGUGCUGGAACCGUGGCAGAGGUGAUCCAGUCUGUGGUCAACGGGGCAGACGGCUGCGUGUUCUGUUUCGGCCACGCCAAGCUGGGAAAAUCCUACACCAUGAUUGGAAAGGACGAUUCCAUGCAGAACCUCGGCAUUAUCCCCUGUGCCAUCUCCUGGCUCUUUAAGCUGAUAAACGAACGGAAAGAAAAGACUGGAGCCCGUUUCUCCGUGCGGAUCUCAGCCGUGGAGGUGUGGGGCAAGGAAGAGAACCUCCGGGACCUGCUGUCGGAGGUGGCCACGGGCAGCCUGCAGGACGGCCAGUCCCCCGGCGUGUACCUGUGCGAGGACCCCAUCUGUGGCACACAGCUGCAGAACCAGAGCGAGCUGCGGGCACCCACCGCAGAGAAGGCGGCCUUCUUCCUGGACGCUGCCAUCGCCUCCCGGAGGGGCAACCAGCAGGACUGCGACGAGGACGACCUCCGCAACUCCCACAUGCUCUUCACGCUGCACAUCUACCAGUACCGCAUGGAGAAGAGCGGCAAGGGGGGAAUGUCUGGAGGCCGCAGCCGCCUGCACCUCAUUGAUCUGGGCAGCUGUGUGAAAGCUCUUAGCAAAAAUCGGGAAGGAGGCUCAGGACUGUGCCUCUCACUGUCCGCCCUGGGCAAUGUCAUCCUGGCUCUCGUCAACGGCAGCAAACACAUCCCAUACAAAGAAAGCAAGCUCACCAUGCUGCUGCGGGAGUCCCUGGGGAAUGUGAACUGCCGCACCACCAUGAUCGCGCACAUCUCGGCCGCCGCCGGGAGCUACGCGGAAACCCUGUCCACCAUCCAGAUCGCCUCCAGAGUCCUGCGGAUGAAGAAGAAGAAAACGAAGUACACCUCCAGCUCCUCCGGGGGAGAGAGCUCAUGUGAGGAAGGCAGAAUGCGCAGGCCCACCCAGCUGAGACCGUUCCACGCCAGGGCCGCCGUGGAGUCCGACUUCGCUAUGCCUCACCUGUCCAGCGACCCCGACUACUCCUCCAGCAGCGAGCAGUCCUGCGACACAGUCAUCUACAUCGGGCCCAACGGCACGGCCCUCUCCGACAAGGAGCUCACCGACAACGAGGGGCCCCCAGACUUUGUCCCGAUCGUGCCGGCCCUGCAGAAAGCCAGGGGCGACAGCCGGUCCGCGGAGGCCGGAGAGGCUGCAGCUGGCAAAUCAGAGAGGGACUGCCUCAAGUGCAACACGUUCGCCGAGCUGCAGGAGAGGCUUGACUGCAUCGAUGGCAGCGAGGAGCCCAGCAAGUUCCCUUUCGAAGAGCUGCCGGCCCAGCUGGGGGCUGAGCAGGCAAGCAAGAGUCUCCCGUUAAGCCAGGCAGCCGGGGCCGGCCCCCUCUGCGAGUCCGAUCAGGAAGAUGAUGGGUCAGAUGGGCAGCUGACCCACAGAGAGGGCGCUGAGCCCCCCGCCUCUAGGGUGCAGAGGAAGCCCUCCCCUGUCCCUGCCGCUCAGCUCAGCCACAGCCCUACCCCAGCCUCACCCAGGAGCAUCCCGGGCAGCAGCAGCAGCAGCAGCAGCCAGCACGGCUCCUCCCAGCUCGUGCAGAGCUCCAGCCUCCAGAGCAGCCGAGAGAGCCUGAACUCCUGCGGCUUCGUGGAAGGCAAGCCCCGCCCGAUGGGCUCCCCCAGGCUGGGCAUCGCCAGCCUCUCCAAGACCUCAGAGUACAAGCCAGCCAGCUCUCCUUCCCAGAGAUGCAAAGUCUACACCCAGAAGGGAGUCCUGCCUUCACCGGCCCCCCUGCCCACCCUGAGCAAGGAUUCGGGCAUGGUAUCUAGUGAGUCCCUGCUGCAGCCCGAGCUACGUACCCCCCCAGUCGGAAUGAGUCCCCAGGUGCUGAAGAAAUCCAUGUCUGCUGGGAGCGAGGGGUUCCUGGAAAUCCCUGUGGAUGACGACCAGCAGGCGGCCACGUCUCCAGAUUCCAAGGAGAUCCUGAGCACCACGAUGGUGACAGUGCAACAGCCCCUGGAGCUGAACGGUGAGGACGAGCUGGUGUUCACGCUGGUGGAGGAGCUGACCAUCAGUGGCGUCCUGGACAGCGGCCGCCCCACCAGCAUCAUCAGCUUCAACAGCGACUGCUCUGUGCAGGCCUUGGCCUCGGGCUCCCGGCCCGUCAGCAUCAUCGGCAGCGUCAGCGAGGACCUGGAGUGCUACUCAAAUGUGGCACCUGUCUCCGAGGUCAGCAUCACCCAGUUCUUGCCCCUCCCGAAGCUGAGCCUGGAGGAGAAAGCCCGGGAGGCAGGGAGCAGGCGUUCCUCCAUCAGCUCCUGGCUGAGUGAGAUGAGCACGGGCAGUGACGGCGAGCCGCCGUGCCACGGUUUCAUAGCCCAGACGUGUUUCGGGCACGGGGAGGCAAUGGCAGAUCCUCCGGCCUCGGAAUUCGUCCAGAACACCGCCGUGGUGUGCCAGGAGAAGCCCAAGGCGGGCCCUGACAAUUUGCUCAUCUUGUCUGAAAUGGGGGAGGACGCUUUCAACAAAGCCCCUCCCAUCAAAGGCUGCAAGAUCUCCACGCUGGGCAAGGCCAUGGUCACCAUCUCCAACAGGGCCAGUCUGAGCGGCUGCGAAGGGUACAUCCCCAUGAAGACCAACAUCACUGUUUAUCCCUGCAUCGCCAUGAGCCCCCGGAACGUCCAAGAGCCUGAGGCGUCCGCUGCCACCGUUGGCUCAGUCCCCAAAGCGGCCCAGUCGCAGGAGAGCAAGGAAAGUGGUGCCAAGAAAGAGAUGAAAUUUGAGGACCCCUGGCUGAAACGAGAAGAGGAGGUGAAGAAAGAGAAUGCUUAUCCCAGCGAAGAAGGAAUCAGGUGUGAGACGGUCCCAGGCCGCCCAAAGCCUGAGGCCAGAGCAGAACAGGACAGGAAGGCCAGCCCAGGUGACAGGCUGAGCAGCAGCAGUGGGGAGGUAUCUGCCUCCCCCGUGGCUGACAACUUCAGGAGGGUCGUGGAUGGCUGUGAGAUGGCCCUGCCCACUGUGGCUGCCCAGAGCCCUGGGCAUCUCAACAAAAUCCUGAAGUCAAGCAGCCUUCCCAGGGCUUUUCAGAAAGGCAGCCGGCAGGACGAGCUGGACAGCCUCUUCUACCACUGCGCCGCUGAGACCAACGGCAUCGGCUCGGCUUCCGGCACCCAGCCCUCCAAGGCCACCCUGGAAAGGAAGGUGGCAUCACCCAAGCACUGUGUCCUGGCUCGGCCCAAAGGGACACCCCCACUGCCCCCUGUCCGAAAGUCCAGCUUGGACCAGAAGAACCGGGCCAGCCCCCAGCACAGCGCGGGCAGCAGCAGCUCCAGCAGCCCCUUGAACCAACCAGCGCCCUUCCUGGCCGUCUUGCCCGACGAGCCCAGCAGCGGCAAGAUGAAGGAUGCCAGCAGCAGCAAGCUCUUCAGUGCCAAACUGGAGCAGCUGGCCAGCAGGACCAACUCCCUGGGCAGGACGACCGUCAGCCACUACGAAUGCCUUUCGCUGGAGAGGGCCGAGAGCCUGUCCUCCAUGAGCUCCCGGCUGCACGCAGGCAAGGACAGCACCAUGCCCCGCACCGGGAGGAGCCCGGGCCGCAGCGCCGGGGCCUCGCCCACCAACCCGGGCCCCACGCAGUCGGCCGGGGCCUCGCCCAAGGCCAGCCAAUCCAAGAUCUCCGCCGUGAGCAAGCUGCUCCUGGCCAGCCCCAAGGCGCGCAGCCUGUCCACCACCACCACCAAGACCCUGAGCUUCUCCACCAAGUCCCUGCCGCAGGCGGUGGGCCAGAGCUCCGGCCCGGCCCCCGGCGGGAAGCACAUGUCCUGGUCCACCCAGUCGCUGAGCCGGAGCCGGGGCUCGGGCCUGGCGUCCAAGCUGCCGCUGCGGGCGGUGAACGGGCGCAUCUCGGAGCUGCUGCAGGGCGGCGCGGGCCCGCGGGGGCUGGCCGGGCGCGCGGGGCCUGAGACGGAGGAGCGCGCGGUCCCCGCCGACGAGCGCCCGCCGCCCGCCGCCCCGCUGCCCUCGCCCUACAGCAAGGUCACGCCGCCGCGCCGGCCGCACCGCUGCAGCAGCGGCCACGGCAGCGACAACAGCAGCGUGCUGAGCGGGGAGCUGCCACCCGCCAUGGGCAAGACGGCGCUCUUCUACCACAGCGGCGGCAGCAGCGGCUACGAGAGCAUGAUGCGCGACAGCGAGGCCACCGGCAGCGCGUCGUCUGCCCAGGACUCCAUGAGCGAGAACAGCAGCUCGGUGGGCGGCCGCUGCCGCAGCCUCAAGGCCCCGAAGAAGCGCACCAACUCAGGUUCCCAGAGACGGAGGCUCAUCCCGGCGCUGUCCCUUGACACCCCCUCCCCCGUGAGAAAACCCGCCAACAGCGCGGGGGUCCGCUGGGUGGACGGCCCCCUGCGCAGCACCCAGAGGGGCCUCGGGGAACCUUUCGAGAUUAAAGUCUACGAAAUCGACGACGUAGAACGGCUGCAGCGGCGACGCGGGGGCAAGGAGAUCAUGUGCUUCAAUGCAAAACUGAAAAUUCUGGAGCAUCGCCAGCAGAGGAUCGCCGAGGUCCGAGCCAAGUACGAGUGGCUGAUGAAGGAGCUGGAGACGACGAAGCAGUAUUUGAUGCUGGAUCCCAACAAGUGGCUCAGUGAAUUUGACUUGGAGCAGGUUCUGGAGCUGGAUUCCCUGGAGUACCUGGAAGCGCUGGAGUGCGUGACGGAGCGCCUGGAGAGCCGCGUCAACUUCUGCAAGGCGCACCUGAUGAUGAUCACCUGCUUUGACGUCACCUCCAGGCGCCGCUGAAGGGAGCCCCGCCCGCCGGCCCCGCUCCCCAUCCUCAGCCGGCCACCCUGGGCGGGCCCUUGUGCCGGCGGCGCUCGGAGACCACGGAAUGAGGACGAAGGUCGGUGGCAAGUCGGGAGCGAGCGUGGAGCGGAAGGCGAGUUUUCUUUUGAUUUCUGUAGGAAAGGUGCAAACACCACACACGCAGGGGAGGAGGAAACGAUGGGAAGCCCCAGGGACCAGAGAGCCCCGCGAGACUGAAAACGCACUUUGAGGAACUUUAAAGAACUUGUUUGUACAUAAGAACUGCUGGCAAAAGGGACCUCACUUUUCUCCUGGUUCGUGAGAAAGGGCGAGGGGGGACGCGGGAUCGCCGUGGAAAAAGCUCAAACAAAACAACGUUACCCCAAUGACUGAUUAAGUGCCUUGCAAAUCUUUAUGAUUAUCCAAACAUUUAUGUUCCUACUUUCUUGUGUACAGAUGGUGCUAGUCGAGAUGAAAACAACAACAGAACAACAACAAAACACAUUUUUGCAAUGUAUUUACAGCUCGUUUUCUCUUGGUGUUUUAUCCUAUUUCUGACUUGCUGUUUCUAAGGAAGUUGUGUUUGUAGAGCUAUUUCCUAAUCAGUAUUGCAUAUGAAUAAAUGUUAACUGUCUGUCAUGAUUCUGCUGGGAAGGCCACUCAGAUUGAAGCUAGAGACUUCCCGGAACAAGCCAGGAUGUUUCCAAAGAAGGUUGGAACAGGAGGUGACCGCUCAUCCCACCUCCUGGGAGAGGCAGGGUCAGCAGGCAGACCUGGAGGUCAGUUACAGCACAGGUGUAUGUGAGCCUGAGAGAAAAGAGAGAAGAGGGUGCGUCUCUAGGGGGAAAGGAGCCUCUAUGACCUGGGCCCAACUUACCCUUUGGAUGGGAUAUUUUUUUUUUCCCCCAAUAGCUUUUCCUCCAAAUCCUGACGCCCACAGCCUGAUUCCUUUACACACAAAUCCAGGGUUUCCAUGACCCUCACAACAUUUUUCAUGUUCAUUUUUAUUCCAAAGGCUCUGGAUGGAAAGCUUGGACUAGUUCAACCGAACUACAGUUUGGCAACAGUUCUCUAGUUUGGCAAAUUUAUUGGGGCAGAGGAUUUUUCCCAAUUUAGAUAGCUUCUUGGGCCUGCAGGUGCUCAGAGACCCCAACGGUAUUUGUCGAGGACAAGGAAGGAUGUGGGGUUGCAUAACUCUGCCGUUGUCUAGAGUGCUGCUUAAAUGCAGGAAGUUCCAGGCCUCUUGUAAACCAAAGCCUCCAUCCCAAGAAAGGACCAGGCUUGACCCCUCAACUUUGGGACCUGAAGGCUGAGAACGGUUUCCUGUCAUAUAUCACACACCCACCUGCCAGGGCACAGAGUGUCAUGCAUAUGGAUGUACCAAGCUUGACUCCAAGAACUUUGGACCUCAUUCUCAAAUAGAGAUGUUCAUCCCCGCCCCCCACCGCAGUUCCCUUAGGGAUUAUUAUGCCUGUGUUAGUCAUGGAAACCCAAGGCACAGAGUGGUCAGGGGAGUGACUCAUAGCAGUUCUGGAACUUCACAGUGUCCUCCUACCUUCCAGGUCAGGGACCCCGCAGCCUGCCCAU
This is a messenger RNA of Phacochoerus africanus (Common warthog), 8991 nucleotides long. RefSeq names its product kinesin family member 26B (gene KIF26B). The record is from RefSeq and is a predicted model, not a curated record. Gene Ontology annotation, biological process: microtubule-based movement. The coding region runs from base 1072 to 7401 and encodes 2109 amino acids. Gene Ontology annotation, molecular function: ATP binding; microtubule binding; microtubule motor activity. NCBI's taxonomy places the organism in Eukaryota, Metazoa, Chordata, Mammalia, Artiodactyla, Suidae. The transcript is spliced from 15 exons.